AUGUCAUCUUCUAGAGGCGCAUUAAUGAAGUGGAAGGAAUACGAAGGUGAAGCAUGGGAACUCGAUAUGAUCAGUGCUUAUUUCAGCAUUAUUACUAAGAACACUUUCCUUGUUCCAACUAAACGUGGUACUUUCAAAACUAUUGAUGAUUUCAGCGAACACUUGGAGUUUGGUAUCUAUCGUUGUUUGAUAUCGGGCUUCCAACCAGAUUCUUGUUGGUUUACUCGUUGGAAUGAAGAACUUGACUGGUACACUUCUAUUGACAUCAAAGCAUUCAGAGAACUUGGUCUAACAAUUGAAUUGAUUCACGAUGGCAAGCCGAAUUUCCUUCAUUAUGAUGGACAAAGUCGUGUAAAAGGAGACAAAGUAUUUGGUUCAUUCAAAGACGAGCUGUUUGGAUUCAAGCAACAAAAUUUACCUGAUGCCAAACUAAUGAUCAAUGGUUUCAUUGGCGCACUCAGUAUGGUUGAUACAGUUACCAAGACAGUGCAUGAAGAAAGCAAGAAGAUACAGUAUUUGAAAGAAACGGAAGAGAUUCAUGAUGUCGAAGAUUUUACUGUCGAUGCUAAGAACGGAUUGGUUGUCAAAUACAAUGUUGUUGACACAAACAGCUACUUUGAAACACCAUUUGCUCGUGUUAAACCAUUCAUUUACUCACAGAUUCGCCUUGUUAUGAUGAGAUUAAUUCGCCCACAUCUUGAUAAAGUUGUUCGUAUCCAUACCGAUGGUAUUAUUCUGUCUGAAAAGAUCGAAGUCGCGACUGGCAAUGAACUUGGUGAUUUCAAGUACAAACUCUAUUGUCCACAUGCAGUGAUCAAAGGAAUGAACAAUAUUACUCCACGCAAAGUUGAGUGGGAAGAAUUGGAAUAA
Capsaspora owczarzaki ATCC 30864 is the source of this 870-nucleotide messenger RNA. RefSeq lists its product as hypothetical. The coding region runs from base 1 to 870 and encodes 289 amino acids. NCBI's taxonomy places the organism in Eukaryota, Filasterea, Ministeriida, Capsasporidae. The transcript has a single exon. The record is from RefSeq and is a predicted model, not a curated record.